AUGCAGCCCGUGAUGGGGGUCCUGCUCGCCCUGGCUGCGGCCCUGGGCUCAGGCCACCGCUCACCCCUCAAUGACUUUCAGCGCCUGCGAGCCACCGAGCUGCUGGCUAUGCCCACAGAUCCACUACCACCACUGCCAGAACAGGGCUCGGCAGAGCAGUGUGCCCAGCGCUGUGCCACCAGCCUGGCUUGCCGGGCUUUUCACCACAACCGGCAGAACCAGCUGUGCCACCUGCUGCCCUGGACCCAGCACUCACCCAAUGUCCAGCUGCAAAAAAACAUCCACUACGACCUGUAUCAGAAGAAAGACUACGUGCGGGACUGCAUCAUGGCUGAUGGCUCCAACUACCGUGGCACACGAGCCACAACAGAGAAGGGUCUGCGCUGCCAGCACUGGCAAGCCACCACACCACACGACCACAGGUUCCUGCCAUCCCAGCGCAAUGGGCUGGAGGAGAAUUACUGCCGAAACCCUGACCAGGACAAGCGGGGCCCAUGGUGUUACACUAUUGACCCCAACGUCCGGCACCAGAGCUGCGGCAUCAAGAAGUGCGCGGAUGCUGUCUGCAUGACCUGCAACGGGGAGGAAUACCGCGGGGCCGUGGACCACACUGAAUCGGGGACUGAGUGCCAGCGCUGGGACCUGCAGCACCCACACAAGCACCCCUACCACCCUGACAAGUACCCUGACAAGGGACUGGAUGACAACUACUGCCGCAACCCCGACAGCUCCGAGCGGCCCUGGUGCUACACCACCAACCCCAGACGGGAGAGGGAGUAUUGCCGCAUCCGCAUCUGCAGUAAGUCCCUGCUGGGGUCACACACAGCUGGGAUAAGGGGUCCUGGGUGCCACCCUAACCCUGCCAUUCUGGCUCUCUCGGUCAUGCAAGCAGAGAAACAGCCACGGACCCACAACAUCACCACUGGCUGCUUCAGGGGCAAGGGUGAAAGCUACCGGGGCCAGGUGAAUGUCACCGUGUCGGGCAUCCCUUGCCAGCGCUGGGACACCCAGACCCCCCACCAGCACCACUUUGUGCCUGAAAAGUAUCCAUGCAAGGACCUGCAGGAGAACUACUGCCGCAACCCUGAUGGCUCAGAGGCACCGUGGUGUUUCACUGUCCGCCCCACUGUGCGCAUUGCCUUCUGCUUCCACAUCCGCCGCUGCCCCGACGAGCUGAGUGCCCAAGAGUGCUACCAUGGCCAUGGCGAACACUACCACGGUCACGUCAGCAAGACACGCAAGGGCAUCACCUGCCAGCCGUGGGCUGCCCAGGCGCCCCACAUGCCCCAGAUCUCGCCUGUCACCCACCCUGAGGCACACCUGGAGGAAAACUACUGCCGCAACCCUGAUAAUGACAGUCAUGGCCCCUGGUGCUACACCAUGGAUCCCCACACUCCCUUUGACUACUGUGCCAUCAAGCCCUGCUCUGGCAGCGCAGUUCCCUCCAUCCUGGAGAAUGCAAACGUGGUGGCAUUUGAGCAAUGUGGCCAGCGGGAUGAGAGGCUGCAGCAGAAAGGGCGCAUUGUUGGUGGCCAGCCUGGCAACUCACCCUGGACUGUCAGCAUCCGCAACCGGGCUGGUGUGCACUUCUGCGGGGGGUCCCUGGUGAAGCAGCAGUGGGUGAUCAGCACACGCCAGUGCUUCUCCUCCUGUGGUGCUGACCUGACGGGCUAUGAGGUGCAGUUGGGGACACUCUUCAAGGACCCUGGCCCUGGGGACCCUGACAAGCAGACUGUCCCCAUUGUGCGGAUUGUCUGUGGCCCCUCUGAGUCCCAGCUGGUGAUGCUGAAGCUGGCAAGACCAGCCACUCUGAAUAGGCGUGUGGCCCUGAUCUGCCUGCCACCUGAGCGCUACGUGGUGCCCGCAGGCACUGUCUGCGAGAUUGCUGGCUGGGGGGAAACUAGAGGCACAGCAGAUGGCAGUGUGCUGAACGUGGCACGGCUGCCCGUGCUGGCCCACGGUGAGUGUCGUGCAGCACUGCGUGGGCGCCUGAAGGAAAGUGAGCUGUGCACAGCGCCACUGCGUGCUGGUGUGGGCGCCUGCGAGGGAGAUUAUGGAGGGCCACUGGCCUGCAUCACUGCUGACUGCUGGGUGCUGGAGGGGGUGAUCACCCCCUCCCGUGUCUGUGCCCGCACCGACCAGCCUGCACUCUUCAUCCGCGUCUCCCUCUAUGUCGACUGGAUCCACAAGGUGAUGAAGAUGGGCUGA
Messenger RNA from Indicator indicator, 2208 nucleotides. RefSeq names its product macrophage stimulating 1 (gene MST1). Gene Ontology annotation, biological process: proteolysis. Gene Ontology annotation, molecular function: serine-type endopeptidase activity. The record is from RefSeq and is a predicted model, not a curated record. Lineage: Eukaryota; Metazoa; Chordata; Aves; Piciformes; Indicatoridae.